Molecule: messenger RNA, 816 nt
Organism: Symbiodinium necroappetens
Lineage: Eukaryota; Dinophyceae; Suessiales; Symbiodiniaceae
Source: the annotation of a GenBank genome assembly
AUGGGUCCCGGAGGCCUCGGUCUGAAGACCAACGAGAACUUCGCCAUCGUCAAGGAGUGCUUCCCCUACAUCGCCAGGCGCUUGAUCACCGACGAUAGUUUCCGAAUGCGAGAAGCUCUGAGGUCCUACCUCUACAAGGGCCGAUCUCGCAUCGCCGUGUCGCGCAUUGACGAGCUCGCCACCGGCUUUGGCAACUUCACCAAUCUGAUGAAGGGAAGCCGAACGGAAUCUGCGGCGGCCGGUGGCAUCCAGAUGGAGCAAAAUGGCCAAAAUGGCACCCAUGAGCAGAGCAACGGCCAGAGCAACGGCCGGGUGCGCGAGGUCGACUCGGCCACGCGGGAGAUUGCAGAAGUGGUCUUCUCCCCGGAUGGCAACUUUUUGCAGGACCUGCUGAUCGAGGAGGGUGUGGCGGCCAUCGAUGCACUCUCCCGUGCCUCGCUGGUGCGUCUGCUUCGAACCCUGGGGCCCUUGGCGCUUCCUCUCGCCUUGCCUCUGAACUUCUUGCUUGGUGGCGCCGACGACCAGCAGCUCCUGAGCAGGGAAGACAAGCAGUCGCUGCUCGUCCUCCGCCGCAUCACGGAGCUUGUAGAUGCCGGCCGCCGCCCAGCCGCCGAGACCGACGAGGCUGCCGACUUCGGCGAGACGGUGCGGAGCCUGCAGAGGCUGCAGCCCAUUGCCCAGGGGCUGCUGCCGUCCAUCACUCCCGGUGCCGCGUCCUUUGCGGGUCGCUUCGCCCGGCAGCUGGCGCGGCGCGUGCUGCUGCGCCUGGCAGACGACGUGGAGCGCAGGGCCAACAACGCCCUGCUUGUGAACUAG